This is a messenger RNA of Triplophysa rosa, 4588 nucleotides long. RefSeq names its product BAR_ACAPs and ArfGap_ACAP domain-containing protein. Bases 343 to 2460 code for a protein of 705 amino acids. Lineage: Eukaryota; Metazoa; Chordata; Actinopteri; Cypriniformes; Nemacheilidae. The transcript has 22 exons. Gene Ontology annotation, cellular component: cytoplasm. Gene Ontology annotation, molecular function: protein binding; GTPase activator activity. The record is from RefSeq and is a predicted model, not a curated record.
UAGCGCACCGGAAGCGCGACUCGCAGCAGCAUGAACAAACACGUACGCAGCCAGCUGUCAACACAAAUAGGGCGAGUUCACACCGAUGCAGGUGCGGUAUUUUAAUACAAUGACUGAAUGACACGCAUUGUUGUCGCUGCAUGUUGCACGAGUGAUGCAUUUCUCCGCAGGUGACGUGUUUUAUUAACGGACUGACAGUGAUGCUGAUGAGGGAAUAUGAGAUAACGGUUCACACUGAUGCCUCUCUGGCCGCACUCGUGCAUUAUUUAUCUGCAGCUCUGACAGUGUUGUAGUUCAUGACAACGAGUGUGUAAAUACUGAGGACAGAGUCAAAGUCUGAGCAUGGACACUUUGCUGGACUUUGAGGAGUGCAUCAGAGACUCACCUGCCUUCAGGCAGUCUCUGGACCAGUGUGAGAAUGACUUCACAGAACUGGAGAGUCGCGUGGAGAAAGUGAUGAAGUUGUGCGGUCAGAUGGUGGAGGCAGGACAGCGUUACACCACCUGUAAUCAGCUCUUUCUGUCUGCGCUGUCCGAGUUUACGGUGUAUCAUAAGAGCGACGGCGUUGUUCUGAACUGUCUACGUCAGUUUAACCAGGGCCUCCAGGAAAUGAUCCAGUUUCAGACCAUGCUGUUUGAUCAAACCCAGAGAGCCAUUACACAACAACUUACAAACCUGCUGUCACGAUUUGUACCACAGAUUCGAGACACUCGGCGUGAGUUCGUCCGGAUCGGAGAUGAUCUUGAGGCCGCGGUUGUGAAAAAUACUCAGGUCAGCAGACAUAAACCCGCAGACGCUGAGAGAGCGACUCACCUGCUGCUCGCCACAAGAAAGUGCUACCAACACUUUGCCCUGGAUUACUGCUUGCAGAUGAAUAACUUCAAAGUCCAACAGAAGCUGGAUGUUCUGAACUCGGUCUUCUCCUAUUUUCACGCUCAGAACACGUUUUUCCACCAGGGAUUUGACCUGCUGAAAGAUCUCGAGCCCACUAUGAAAACAAUGGCCUCACAGCUUUCUCAGCUGUCGGCUGACUGCACUGCCAAGAGGAAAGAUCUGGAAAACACACACCUGCUCGUUCAACAGAGGGAUGCGUCUGGAGAGGCCGUUAUUGUGUGUAAUCCGUCCUAUGGAGGAACGAUUCAAGGCUACCUGUUUAAACGCUCACGCAAGAAGAACAAGACCUGGAAGAGGUGUUGGUUUUCUACUGAAAAUAAUCAGUUAAUCUACUCCAAAUCACACAAGGUGCAGGCAGUCGUCCUGUUUGAUGAUCUGCGUCUGUGUGCUGUGAAAUCUCUGGAUGCCAUCGAUCGGCGUUUCUGUUUUGAGCUACUGUCAGUGCAGAAGUGUUGUGUGCUGCAGGCAGAUACUGAGGAGCUGAAGCUGGCGUGGAUAAACGCUGUUCAGGGUUGUAUAGACAUGGCGUACCGUGAUCAAGUAGCCAAUCAAAACACUCAGGUAAAGAAGAACUCCACCCCUGUCCCCGUUUUAGAACCCCCCUCUCACGCCCCUGCUCUGGGCGUGGCUCUCCGGGGCAACGGUAACCGGCGCUGCUGUGACUGCGGGGAGGCGGAGCCUCGGUGGGCCAGCGUUAAUCUGGGCAUCACCAUGUGUAUCGAGUGCUCGGGCAUCCACAGGAGUCUCGGGGUUCAUCUGUCCAAAGUUCGCUCUCUUACUCUUGAUUCGUGGGAGCCCGAACAGGUCAAGCUGCAGUGCAUUCUGGGUAAUGAUGUUGUUAAUAGCAUUUAUGAGUCUAACCCAGUGGAUGGACUACAGAAGCCCAGUCCAGACAGUCCACGGCAUGAUAAAGAGCAAUGGAUCAGAUUAAAGUACGUGGAGAAGAGAUUUGUCAAACGUCAGUCUGAUUCUUCUGAUGCUGAGACAGCAAAGCUACGAGCCGGGGAGAAGCUGUACCAGGCGUCGCUAAGCGGAGAUCUUGUUGCCAUGGUGACAGCGCUGGCCAAGGGUGCGGAAGUGAACUGGAGUAAUCCGGAACAAGAAGGACGAACGGCUCUGAUUGGUUCAGCCAUCGGGGGCUCACUGUUGGCAUGUGAGUUCUUGUUGCAAAACGGCGCUAACGUGAAUCUCAGAGAUCAGCACGGACAGGGCGCUUUACACGCCGCUGCCACCUACGGACACACGGGACAGGUGUGUCUGCUGCUCAAGCGAGGAGCCAAUCAGUACGCAGCUGAUGAAAAGGGAAACGAUCCGCUCAGUAUCGCUGUAGAAACGGCUCAGGCUGACAUUGUCACUUUGUUAAGAAUGGCACGAAUGAACGAGGAAAUGAGAGAUUCAGAGGGAUUCUUCGGUUCUGUGGGAGACGAUGAAACAUUCCAGGAUAUUUUCCGUGACUUCAGUAACAUGGCGUCACAUGACCCGGAGAAGCUGUCUCGUCGUCAGUUCACACGCAGCGCUGAGGACGGAGCGGUAAAUGAGCAGAAAGAUGAAGGAGAGGAGAACUAGACAUCCACUGAGUUUCACCAGUCACAUGUCUGCUGAGGUCAGAGGUCACGCUGCUGCACUGUGGACCAGGUGGGAGAAAACGCAGGAGUAUAAAGGGAAACUUUAUUUGUUACAAUUAUUUAAAACUAAAGUCUAUUCAGAAUCUCUUGCAGAGACGCUGGAUUUAACCACUGAGUAUGUUAACAGUACACGUGACAUCACUAACGCUCAGUAUUGAAAGUUAGUUUAAUGGUCCACAUCAUUACAUGCUUAUUUUGGCCUGAAUCGACUGUUUGUCCUGACUGUGUAUUACUGAAACUGUACUAAAAUAUUUUUUACUGAAUGGUUUCAUAUUGCACUGCAGUAAAAUCUUGGUUCUUACUUAUGCUACACUGAACAUUUGCUGUUACGCUUAAAUGAGAAUUUACAAUAACAAUUACUGUAAACACAGUGAACAUUUAUCAACUUACACUACCAGCCAGAGGUUUGGACACCCUUGAGUGAGUUUGUUUCUUAUGGUUUUAAGAACCUUUUGAUCUACAGACUUGUGUGAAAUUCAUUUUGUAGACAAUAUUAGUGAUCUACUUAUCUUCACAAUGCUGAAGAUUUAGUAUAAAAUAAACAAGUCUAGUGGAGGUAAAACAGCCAUAUAGUGUCUAGUCUACAUGGAAACAGUGUUGCCAGAUUGGGUGGACAAUUUUCAGCCAAAGGCUCACUAAAACCCGCCCACUCCAACAAAAACCAGCCCAAAUUUUAACUGCCAAAGUAUUGUGAUAGAACUGUUUUGCAAUGUCAAUCAACGAUGAUAAUGACAAUUUUAUCUCCUUAAAACCAGAGCCAUUGAGAGAGAGAGUCGCGUCAACUCCGUUGACUCCAAUGGAACAGUUUUUUCACAGCAAUGGAGGCUCUCAAUAGUUCCCGGAAGUAACUAGUAAUGCAUGGAGCUGCGACUAAACAGACCAACUGAGGUAAACUUCUAACCCAUUUAAAGAUGAAAGCCAUUUAAUGAAUAAAAAAAUGAAAGAAAUAAAGCAUUUAAGGAGAAAACAUAACUUCCUGGAACUAUCUGAAGGCUCCAUGAAUCACGUGACGCUCCAGCGUUUUGGACUUCCGUUGGCCGAACUCUCUCUCUCAAUGGCUCUGCUUAAAACGAAGUAUGACAAGAUGACAAAAUAUAACUAGAUAGUGAAGUUUGAGAACAAACUUGAUGUUGGCUUGACAAAGCCUGGCCUGAAGAGUUUAAAAUAGUUUGAAAGGUUUUAGGUGAAACAUUUUCCGACAUGAUAGAAUGAAAUAAAAUGACUCCAGUCUGUAAAAACCGGGCUAAAGUCUAAAGAAAACGGUGCUCUGAAUUCAGUUCUAGUUAUAUUUACAAAGUCGAGUCUUCUGUCACCACAUGUGUAAUCCACGUUGUGAGAUUUGAGUUACUCUCCCAUCAUUGUGCAACAAAUAUUUGGGCGACUUUGGCAUUUCGUUUGCUUCAAUAUACAAAAUCUGGUCCUUUAUCGCUGCAAAACCCCGUUACUCACGAGUCAUCACAUCUGAAGGGUAGAUUGAUUGACAGGUCUCCCUAUCCCAGACCCAGACCUGAUUGGUUAAACUGAACCAGUAAGGGCUGUGUUAAGGAAAUAUGUGUUUUGACUGCACUACACAUUAUUUUCGAACGUUUUGAAAUAACUUGACUAAAUAAAAGCAAAGAAAAGACAAGCUGCUUGGGUGGGUUUUUAAUUUCGUAAGCAGCCCAAAUUUUGUCCACCCGCCCAGUGCAUUUUUCUCCGGUCUAACCCAUUCAAAAGAAGCCCAAUCUGGCAACACUGCGUGGAAACUCCUUUAAUACUGUUUAAAAGCAUCCCAGGAUUCAGGUCAUGCAGUUGAAUGAUAGAUGUUAUCUAGACACAGGCGGCUACUUUUUUACAAGCUAUUCAUUUAUUUAAUGUAUUUGGUCAAACCUUUAUGUGUGUUAUUUUCAAUAUUUUGAUUUUACUAUUAUGUGGAUAAUUGUGAUAAUAAGGAAUAAUUAGGCGUCCAGACAUUUCCCUGGUAGCAUACAUACUGAAUAAAAUGCACACGCUCACUAUAUCUAGAUAUCAGUCUUAAUGUCUAAAAAGGUUGUGUUUUAUGCUAAUGAAUAAAAUAUAUGCUAUUUAAC